This is a messenger RNA of Diabrotica virgifera virgifera (western corn rootworm), 8631 nucleotides long. It is a transcript of the gene vg, whose product is annotated as protein vestigial. Gene Ontology annotation, biological process: regulation of transcription by RNA polymerase II. The record is from RefSeq and is a predicted model, not a curated record. Gene Ontology annotation, cellular component: nucleus. NCBI's taxonomy places the organism in Eukaryota, Metazoa, Arthropoda, Insecta, Coleoptera, Chrysomelidae. The transcript has 5 exons. Bases 238 to 1221 code for a protein of 327 amino acids.
CAGUUGAAGAGUCAGUCUUGCACCGGUUGGAGCAUAACGUGAUUUUAACACAAAAACGUGAAUGUAUCGAUGAAAAAACCUUUGUCUCAUAGGUAACACGGACAUGUCUUAGAGGAUUUUUUUCAAGCGACGAAUCGUGUAUUGGUGCUAUCUGUGAUAAAUUCGACGAGAUGUUUUCCGUAUUAGGUCGAGUGGAUUCAGAUCUGGAAUAAGUGUCGGUCGGUUAACGAUGUGUAUAUGUAUAUAAUGAGUUGUUCUGAAGUUAUGUACCAAGCGUAUUAUCCGUAUUUGUAUCAAAGGGCUGGAGCUGCUCCGCCAGUAUCGGCGCAUCCUGUUCCAAGGACAGGACCUUUUACAUCUCCUUUUGGAGCUGCCCAUCAAUAUGACAGGUUUAACGUUCAACGCCUGCAGGACGCCCACUCUUUGUCUCAGGCGGCGGCCGCAGCGGCCAGUUCGAGCAACGGCAGCGCCACGACGCUCGGUGGCGGUCUCGCCCUCCCCGGUAGUCUCGACAGUAGCGCCGGACACGCGGGAGUUUCGGCCGGCGGAUCACAUCCCCUUUACUUGCAGGGAUCUGCACAUAGUUCGGGAGGCUCGGUCAGUUCGACGGGAGGAGGCUCGCCAACGAGUCCACUCAGGCCCGGAAAAGAGGAGGAUUGUAGUCUGCACGGGAGGAGUAGUACGGAAGAUCCACAACCAGGUGUGGAUGACGAUGACUCUCAAGAGGCGGGUAGUUCGAGGGCUCAAUAUGUCUCUGCAAAUUGCGUGGUGUUUACCCAUUACCAGGGUGAUGCAGCCUCCGUAGUAGACGAACAUUUUUCUAGGGCCUUAGAUAAGACUUCAACACAUACCAAGGAAUCCUCCCCAAUGUCUGCCCGCAACUUUCCUCCUUCCUUCUGGAACAGCCAGCACUACGGCGGGGCUUCCAGUAGUUCCCACCAUGCAACAGAUCUCUAUUCAGAUCAUUACCAUCCGGGCGAUGCCUGGUACCAGUACAGUCAACACCACAGGGCAGUACACGAUUACCAUCACCACAACAUGGCAGCGCAAUACGGCGGAUUGCUACUUCCUGGAUCAAGACUGCACAUGGGAUCACAUGCCCCAUGUAAAGCGAUGGACUGGCAACAUCCUUCCAUCGAAUCACCGUACUCUUCCUAUCCCACAAUGUCUGGUCUUGAAGCCCAAGUCCAAGACUCCUCAAAGGAUCUCUACUGGUUCUGAACCGCGUAAAACUUUGUAUAGUUUUUGUUAUUUAAAAAAAAGAAAAGAUAAAAGUGAGACGUGAUUAUUAAGUGGAAUGUAUAAUAGUACAAACUGAUUUAUUUAAAUUUUAAGUUAUCUAGAGUGAUGAAGAAAGGACUUCAUUAAAAAACGAAAGACGUUUAUUUAAAAAAUAAAUGUUCCUUUUCAGAAAAAAGAGGUUUCUGAUUCGUGGCAUAUUGCAGAGUUUAUAACAAUGAAGGUAACAAAAAGAUAGAAAACACUAUUAGUUAAAUUCUUUUUGUUUUGAAAUUUUAAAAUAAGUAAAUUAAAUAAACUAUAUUAUUUUUUUUUAUUAGAUAAUCUAUGCCAAAACACGAUACACAUCCAGAUGAAAUUUAUUUUGUCUUUCUUAGGCUAUUGAUUACAGUCGGAAAAAUGAAAGAAUACCCAUGAACGAUCACAUCAAUCAUUUAUUUUGUAUUUUCUGUCUUUUUCUAUAAAUAACAAACGUUUGUUAUAGAAAAAGACAGCAAAUACAAAAUAAGUGAUUGAUGUGAUCGUUCAUGAGUAUUUUUUCAUUUUUCCGACUGUUUGUAUUUUAGAAAGGAACUACAACGUUAACAGGGUUUUAUUGUUUCAUAUAGUCAAUGGACCUCUAUAUUUAAAAAAACCACAGAGUGCUACCAUUUAAAUUGGUGCGUUUUUGAGAAAGGGGUGAAUUAGUCCCUAGGCACAAGGCGAAUUAGGGUUAGUUCUAUGCACAUUUAGUGCAAACACGUCUAUAGGAAAAUUAUUCCAGGUUAAAUUUACUAUAGAAAUAUCACAUUUUAAAGUCAAAAACAUGUUUUUUUACAAAAAUAUAUCCAAAAGAAAAACAAGAAAAAAACAUGAAAGAUAGCAAUUUUGUUUUAUGCCCCAUAACUUUCUUCCACGUGAAUAUAGGUAUAGGCAUAGCUUCACAGAAAAAAACUUCCAUCCUUUCUAUUUAAAAUGGCGUUUGGUAGAAGACCCUGUGAUUUACAAUUUCUAAAAUAUGAUUUUUCAACUUUCGCCACUCACAGCGAUUUUGGGAUAUUUUCCGUGUUACUUCGCAAACAUUGUUCUGUAACGUUUUUCUACGCAUUUCAAAGUAUACGCAAUGGUGCAUUUAGUAAAAAGAGAAGUCAAUUACCUUUAAAAUGUUCUAUCGUAGAAGGCCGUAUGGCUAUAUUUAAGCAAGAUAUGGUUUUUCAAAAUUUUAUACGUUUAAUGAUUUUUGAUAUAUUUUACCACUAUUUUUAAAUUUCUCACUAUAACUUUUUUUAUUGUAUAUUUGGGUAUAUGUAUUGUGUAAUAAAAAUGAAAGCUCAUUUUCUGUACUUUAAAAUGGUGGACUGUAAAAAUUCUUGGACUAUUUUUAAACAAGAUAUGCUUUUUCAUGCAAUAUACACAUGCAAUAGUUGGAACCAUAUAGAAAACUUUUUUAGUAUUAAUUUUACGAAAAAAAGUUAUUCUUUAUAAAAUGCUCUGCCUAGCCUGAAACCUAAAAUGCGAUCACCAGAUAUAAAAUUUUAUUAAUAGUGUACGAGGUAUGUUAAAAAAUAUGAAUUUGCUCAGGAGUAAAGUACCUUUAUAUUUCACAAUAUCGAAAAUUGUUAUUAAGAAAAUUAUUUGGAAUUAAAAAUUAUAUUAUAAUAUGCAAUUAUAUUCUUCUAAUUGAAAAAAAAAAUUAAUUUUUUUCAAAUUACGAAUACUCUUGGAUAUCCUACGGAUACCUUGUUUAAAAAUGGUCCUAGAUUUUUUUGGAAUACACCAUUUUAAAGUAAAGAAAAUAUGCUGUUUUCUGUUAUACAAUGUAUAUCCCUAAAUGUACAAGAAAAAAAGUCAUAACCAGAAAUUAAAAAAAAAUAAUCAGAAAAAAUAUCAAAAAUCAUUAAAAGUAUGAAACCUUGAAAAAGCAAAACUUGCUUCAAAAUAGUCAAGCAACCUUAUACAAUAGACCAUUUUAAAUGUAAUUGACUCCUCUUUCUAAUAAAUGUACCAUUGCAUAUGCAUGUACCAUUGCAUAUACCUAGAAAUGUGCAAAAAAAAAGUUACAGAACAAUGUUUGCGAAAUAAUGGGGAAAUGGUCCAAAAAUGCUGUGAGCGGCGCAUUUUGAAAAAUCCUAUUUCGGAAAAUAUAAAUCCUAGAGACUUCUACUAAACGUCAUUUUAAAGAGAAAGAAUGUAAGUUAAUUUCUGUUGAAGCAAUAUCUGUACCUAUAUCGCCGUGGAAAAAAGUUAUGUAGCAAAAAACAAAAUUGCUUUUUUCGUGUUGUUUUUUUGCUUUUCUUUUGAAUAUAUUUUUGUAAAUAAAAAUAUUUUUGACUAAAAUGUAAUAUUUCGAUAGUAAAUUUAACCUGGAACAAUUUUCCUGUAGACGUCUUUGUACCAAAGACGUCUACAAAUUCACCCAUUUCUCAAAAAUGCAUCCAUUUAAAUGGUAGCACUCCGCGGUUUUUUCAAAUUUAGAGGUCCAUUGACUAUAUGAGACAAUAAAAUCCCGUUAACGUUGUAGUUCCUUUUAUCUCUCUUAUUUUGAACAUAAUCAAUAUCCUAUCUGUCAAACAAAUAAUUAUGGAACUCGGUUGGUUUUCAAUAUUAUACCUACUUACAACAAAAUCCAUAAUAUCCAAUCAUGUUAGCAACAUUUCAGAGAGGGGACACAUCAAUAUCAACGAGAAAUAUAACCUAUCCUACCUAGACUGUGAAAUAACAAAUCAUCUUCUUCAUGUACCAUGUCCUUUCAGAAGGUUAGUUACCAUCAUAGCUAUCUUAAUUUUAUUAACUGCCACCCUGAAUAGCAUGCUUGUAUCAACCCCAUACCAAUCUCGCAAAUUCUUCAACCAUUAGGUUCUUCUUCAUCAUGGACUGCCUUUGCCUGCUAUUUUCCCUUGCUUAAUGUUUUGUAGCAACCUAUAUUUUGGACCUCCAUUACAUGUCCGAAAUACUCCAGCUUUCUCUUCUGGAUGCUUUUUAUAAUCUCAGUAGUCUUGCUGAGACGUUUUAGUACUGUGGAGCUUCGAAUCUUCUCCACCCAAGAAACUUCGAAAGUCUCAAGACGAUUUAGAUCGAUUUUUUUCACAGUCCGUCACUCGACACCAUAAAGUAAGACCGAGGACACGUAGCAGCGAGGUAGGUAGAUCCUCAAUGUCAGUUUUAGGUCUCUGUUACAUAAUACCUUGAACAUCCUUCUAAAAGCGGCUCUGGACUGUUUUAUUCUAGAUAGUAGAUCUAAUUUCGCCGUGAGUCUCUAAGUUACAAUUUAAUUGAUAGCCAAGGUAAUAAAAUAUAAACAGUUUGAUCAAAUUGAUAAAAAAAUAACAAAUAGAGUAAAUAAAUCAAACAAGUUAUACUUGGCGUUAGCUCCAAUACUGGGAAAAAGAAAACUCACACGAGAGACAAGGAUAAAAAUGUAAACACAAUCGUAAUACCGCUUGUCUUAUAUACGCACAAUUUUCACUGCAAGUCAGGAAAAGCAUAAGAACAGGAUAAAUAGGUAUCAUGGAGAUGAGACACUUAAGGAUAGUUGGAAACACAAAAUGGGAUAGAUUAAAAAAUGAGACUAUUAGGAGAAUGGCCAACCAAGAACCAAUAAUGAAUAAAAUAGCAAAAAGACAAAUGAACUGGUAUGGGCAUCUGAUGAUGAGGACUCAACCCAACAGAAUGAAUAUAAAAGUCCACGAAGCAAAAAACAUCGUAAAAAGAGAAAAAAAUGGAUAUCAGAAAGUAUGCAUAUUAAAAAUUAAAUAAAAAUCACACAAGGAAUUGAAAGUAAUGGCAGGAAAUAGAAAAGAAUGGAAGAGAUGGGUGAGAGGAAAUUAAAAUAACUAGCCCAAAUCCGACACCCUGAUGGAGUAAAAGGAAGAGGAGAAAGAAAGAAAGACAUCAAAAUUUUCAUCUUGGUGACUCCCCAAAAGCACAAUGAUUUCAUUGAGCUCAUUAAUAGAACCUCCCGUAAGCAAACCCAGAGAAUGCAUGGUCUGAAGGAUGAGGCACAAUACUCCGAAUGGUACAAAAAACAUUUUAUAGUAAAAUCACUCUGGAAAUAGGUGAGAUAUUCCACCAGAUACUCGGAGCUUCAAAAUAAGAGGAUGAAAGGAGACGUGAAAUGAUGAAAGGAGAUGAAAGUAAAAGGGAUGUGACGCAUAUGCUGCGUAAGUAAGCAGAUCUAAGGUGUGAUCUUAAUGAUAGGAUAGUACUGGUGACUACACAAGAGUAAAACAAUCACGAGCAAUAACAUUACAUCAGAUAAAAAACCAACUAGUACUCGUGAAUGGUAAACCAAAUCACCAAUUUGAAGCACCAAAAAUUAAAUGAGCACCCCAGAAUAAAAACAACACUCGGGAAAUUCGUUCAUUGUCAAAGAACUAAAAAAAUACAUGUAUGCUGUGAAAAAUGGAAUCUUAUCUGGAGUGAUCUAACAGAACACAUCAUAAAGUAAUGAAAAACAGAGAAUGACCAAGAGUGACCUAUGACAACAAAUAAAUUACUGAGUUAUGGAUUCGACCGUUACUUGAAGGAAAUUGAUUCUAUCUAACAAUAAAAUUCCCAGACCUUACACCACUUGUUUUUUUCCUAUGGGGUUACUUUAAAUCAAAUCAAAAGUAGAAUUAGAUUCAAGAAGAUUGUCGUCGUUGAUUCAAUGACUACUGACUACCUAGAGUCAGGCAAGCCUACCAAGGCAGGCGGUAAGUUGAACAUUUCAUUUAAGCGAAAAGCAAUUUGUUUGUCACAUACAUGUCUUAGCUCCAUAAUAUGUCGUUGUGACUUGUGAUUAAAUGUACUGUACAUCUUCACUUCAAAGUAUCUAUGCCAUUUGUUACAUCUUGACUCCUAUCUUAUUGCGAAGUAACGUGCUUGAUUUCCUGUCACUCAGAUGACUCAGGGCUACCAGGUUUCGUAAUUAUUGUACAUAUGUCACAGUAAAAAUAAACUUACGUGCAUAGAAAUCGGCCCACUUAAAAAUUUGGUCAUUUUUGAUGUUUCGUAUUUCCUAAACCUGUUGGCCGAUUUAAGUGAUUUUUUAAAUAUGUUAUAGCCUGACUCUUUAACAAUAUUGCUGUAAUAAUACUGUUGCUAAACAGGUAAGUUUUCAUUAUAUACCGGGUGUAGAAUCAAACUGUGCUAUUUCUUAAUAUUCGCAACACCCUGUGGAAUAUUCUAGCAUUUAUAAAAUACUGAAAUUAAAACCCAACUAUAGCCUCAGGUUUUCUUAACAUUCGGUUUUUUAAUUCAUUCAUUUAUGUUGGAUAAUAAAAAAGUUAGGUAGGUACUUUAAAAACUAUGUAGACAUGUUCUUCAUCAAUACACGGUGUUUCUAAAUAAGUGGGACAAACUUUACAGGGUAAUUAUUCUACAUGAAAAAAUAAUGACAGUUUGCUUUAUAAACGUAUGUUUGCAAAUGUUUCGUUUCCGAGAUACGAGAUGUUGAAUUUUUUCUUACAAACUAUCGAUUUAUUUAUUGUUCUAAAACCAGUUGAGAUAUGCAAAUGAAAAAGAGAUAAUUAUUGCCGAUUUUUUGACAUAAAAUUAAGCGUUUAAUAUUUACUAUUGGCAUGCAUACGGGUAAUAUGAGCGAUCAUAUUACCCGUAUGCACGCUAAUGGUCAAUAUAAAAAUCUUAAUUGUAUGUCAAAAAAUGUGCAAUAACUACGUCUUAAAACCCACUAAAUUUCAUUUGCAUGUCUCAACCGGUUUUAAAGCAAUAAAUAAAUCGUCAGUUUGUAAGAAAAAAUUCAACACCCCGUAUCUCGAAAACGAAGCGUUCGCAGAUAUAUGUUUAUAAACAAAAGGUCCCUAUUUUUCAUGCAGAAUUACCCCAUAAAGUUUGCCAUAUUUAUUAAAAAAACACCUUGUAUUGCCGAAAAACAAGGUUAGUUGUUAAAGUACCUAACUUUUUUAUUAUCCAACAUAAGGGAAUGAAUCAAAAAACAGAAUGUUAUGAAAAAUGAGGCUAUAGUUGGGUUUUAAUUUCAGUAUUGUAUAAAUGCUAAAAUAUUCCACAGGGUAUUGCGAACUUUGAGAAAAAAACAAAGUUUGAUUUGUACUCCCGGUAUACAAUAAAAAUUUACCUAUUUAGCAACAAUAUUAUUACAGCGAUAUUGUUAAAGAAUCAGGCUAUAACAAAAAAAAAUCACUUAAAUCGGCCAACAGGUUUAGGAAAUACGAGUCAUCAAAAAUGACAAAAGUUUUAAGUGGGCCGAUUUCUAUGCAUGUAAGUUUAUAUCAUUGUAUUAAUGAUUAAUGAUUUCAACUUGUUGUGUGAAAGUGCCAUUAAGCACUUAUAUGUAAGUACUUACUUUUUUUUUAUAAUUGCCUCCUGCAAUCAUAUAUAACCGGGGGAGAUUGGGGGCUAUAACCCCCCAUUGAGCUCUAUACGCUUAAAACCAUUACGAAUAUUCAAAGGCGUUGCUGACAAAUCAAGCCAGUUCGAAGUUGUAACCCUGGUUACGCCGUUGCCUGAAAUUUUCGAAUUUGGCUCAUUACUUAAUAAAAAUUAUUUAUUUUAUCACCAACCGUCACUAAAGCCAUUCAUUAUUGUACUCAUUUGCCCUCAUUUGGGUCAGUAAAGUAACACUUUAUUGUACUGAAAGUAGAAUUUUACUUUACCUGCCGCGAUUAAUCGGAAUUGAAUGUAAGUGGUCGAUGUACCGCAGUAAUCGAUUGUUUAUUUGAGUUAACUUACAAUUUAUUUACUUUAAUUAUUAAAAAUAUUGUACAAAAUUUACGACAUUGUUAAUUAAAUUGAUGUCGAAAAGUGAAAUUCUGUGGUAUUUUGUAAUUACAUACAUAUAAUCAUAUAAAAUAAAUCAACACUUUACCAAUUUAGAAUUAUUCAAUAUUGAUAACUAUCAAUCAUGCAGAAGUCACCUGUAAUCACUGCCAUGAAAUUUUAUUACGUCUAAAAUUUUUAAAAAAUCUUAAAUUGUAAAUUGUAAGUAAGUAUUAAAACCAAUAUCAAAUUGCUGGCGAUCAAAUUUUGUAUGCACCACGUCAGUAAAGACUCUUUAUCGAACUCGUCUGUUAUUCGCCUCGCUCGCUAUAGGCUGGCUCUGCUCAUAAUAUCAGACUCGUUCGAUAAAGAGUCACUUUACUGACUUGGUACAUAAAUAACUAUUAUGUGUUAAUGUUUAGGCAGAAUGGUUUUGUGAAUACUUUUAUAUGAUACAGUAUAAUACACUACUACACUUAAGAGUUACCAGACACAUUAUUGGAUAUUAUCCAAAAAUAAAGGUUAUAACUGUCUACAAAAUAUCUAAAUAAAUCGUGAUCUUGUAAUAAAUUAUAAAAUUUGUAUAUGCCACUGAAUCAGGAACUAAUUUGACCUGUGUAUUAUUUUUCAGCUGUGCUGUAUUAAAAUAUGUAAAUAUGCCCAUGUUACUUACGUAAUAAAAAAUUGAGAAUAUAA